GGCGCGCGCACGCGCGUGCUCGCGUUCGCGUGUGUACCCGAGUGCGUGUAGCGCGCGCGCGUAGUGGGAAAAAGAGUAGUAGAAGUAGUAGUAGUAGUCGCCCGCAGUCACCGACGACGGCCGGCACCACUGCAGCGUGUGUGUGUUAUAUUGCACGUACGUAAGUUAAAAUUAUUAUUAUUAUUGUUGUCGUUAUUAUUACUACUAUCUCUGCCUGCGCCGACGACGACAACGACGAGGGAAACGACGACGUUAGCGGCCGAUGAGCGACACGCGACCGCCCGACUGUUAUUACUCGGACCGGAAGAAGAGCGCUUCGUCAAUAUAAUAUAAUAUAGCACGUCCGUCGUAAGGAGGUAAGCCCGCUCGAAUAUAAUAAUAUUGUCAUAGUCGUUACUAGUAUUAUAUUCAUGUAUAAUAUUACGGCGGUUGCGUGUUGAAUUAUUCGCGCUGCUCGCGGAAAAACCGUUUCCGGGGCAUCCCUGCCCCGCCGCCCCCACCCGGCGAGUAUCACUCCGAUAAGACCACCUGCACCCCCACCCCAUAAGCGAUGCACUCUUCGUCAGCGGUGCAACAGGCGCACCACCACCGUCAACAGCAGCAAAAGCAGCAGCAGCAGCAACAGCAACAGCAACAGCAACAACUACAGCAAUCUCCGUCGUCUAACAACAACAAUAACAAUAAUAAAGACGACGUGGUCAUGGGACAACUGUUGCAGAGAUCGCUGCAAAACGUCGCCCUGUCGCUGCAGACCACGUUCGUGUCGUCGCUGCAGCAGGCCGCGCUACUGCCACCAGACUCACCGGUGGCGGCGGCACUCAACCUGCAGGCCCUCGAAUCGUACAUCACGCUACAGCGAUUGACAGCCGUGCCCCGUCAACCCGCGGUAACCGCAGUGACCGUCGAUCGAGCGCACGCUAAUGGCAGUGUGGUGGUUGUGCACGAAUUGUUGGAUGACGAGGACGAGGACGACGGCGUCAAAUGCGGCAAACCGUCUUCGGUGGACGCUGAAGACGCUGACUACCUCGACGACGACGACGACGAUGACGACGACCCCGACGACAGACCGACGCCUUUGGACGCCAGCGGAGUUGCAGCUAAGGCUGCCGCUACGGCCGCCAUUGUCGUGGCCGCCAGCAGGGGAGGCCGUCUCCCGGCGUUCGCUAAAGAGCUGUCCAGCUUGUCACCCAGAGCUAACAGGCUGUCCGCGUCGUUGACCGCUGCCGCCGCCGCCGCCGCCGUCUGCACCACGGCGAUCGUCGACGAGGAUAGUACCGUCACAGCCACUGCAGACGCCGCCGACGAACCCGUCGCCGCCUCGCGACACUUGCACAACCUCCAGGACAACAACAACGGACCCGUCCCGAGACCUAAGAAACAGUUCAUCUGUCGGUUCUGCAACAGGCACUUCACCAAGUCAUACAAUCUUCUCAUACACGAGCGCACCCACACGGACGAGCGGCCGUACUCGUGUGACAUUUGUAAAAAGGCUUUCAGAAGGCAAGACCAUCUCAGGGAUCACAGGUACAUUCACUCCAAGGAGAAACCAUUCAAGUGCUUAGAGUGUGGCAAAGGGUUCUGCCAGUCGCGCACGUUAGCCGUGCACAAGAUCCUUCACCUGGAGGAGUCGCCGCACAAGUGUCCAGUAUGCAGCCGGAGCUUCAACCAGCGAUCCAACCUGAAGACACACCUGUUGACGCAUACCGACAUUAAACCAUACAACUGUCCGACGUGCAGUAAGGUGUUUCGCCGGAACUGCGACCUGCGUCGGCACAGCCUCACGCACAACUUGUCGCCUGUGUCCGCGGCGUCGGUACAGCUGGCGUACGCAACUACCGAACUGCAGUCGACCGCAGUCAUCGCUGACGUGCAUGGAAGCGACAACGACACCAUAGCGGCUACGGACAGAUGUGGCCGCUGAUCUCAUUUUGAAAGGAAGAAAAAACAAAUAAUUAAAAUAAAACGAAUCCAUCCCACCCUCCCCCGGCCCACCGCUAUGAAAACUACGGUAUUGAGUUUUAUUUUCUUACUUUUAAAUUAAACGUAGGCAACCAAACACGCGAAAAUAUCAUAAUAUUACAAUAAACGUGCAAAUUAUGAGUACAAUUUUAUUCAUUUUUUUCUAUUUGUCGAUAUAUAUGCGCCUAAAGGAUUUAAUCUGACCAUGUCUUUCUAUUUCCGUUACUUUGCGGCGGACUAAUAUGUAUAUUAUACGAUUCCCUCGUUCUUGCUGUUUAUAUUUAAUUAUUAUAUUUUGAUUAUCAUUAUUAUUUUUACGUGAUUUUUUUAUUACUUAACUCGCUAAAUGACACGCUCGUCAUAAAUUAUAUGUUAUUUAUGUACAUUAUUACGGUACAGUAACCGCUCGUCUUCGUAGUUGUACUGAAAAAUAUGUACAUAUAAUAUAUUCAUGUUAUAUUUGCGAUUUGUUAGAAAAAACUCCUAUAAUACUAAUUUGUAAGUUGUAUACAUAAUAAAUGAUUUAUAUAAUUUA
Molecule: messenger RNA, 2494 nt
Organism: Melanaphis sacchari
Lineage: Eukaryota; Metazoa; Arthropoda; Insecta; Hemiptera; Aphididae
Product: protein sister of odd and bowel-like
Exons: 2
Coding region: 551-1921 (456 amino acids)
Biological process (GO): embryo development; embryonic hindgut morphogenesis; embryonic pattern specification
Cellular component (GO): nucleus
Molecular function (GO): DNA-binding transcription factor activity, RNA polymerase II-specific; RNA polymerase II transcription regulatory region sequence-specific DNA binding
Source: RefSeq, a predicted model, not a curated record